CUUGGCGGACCUUUUCGUACCUUCAAUUUUUUUUUUCUCCCCCUUUUCUCACUCUUUCUCUUCCUCUUGAACGUUGCUCAUCUAUCAUUGGGAAAUAUGGCAUUUUCUCUCGCAGUGUAAAAUUUUUUUUUAAGUUUUCCAACUUGGCAAUGGUCAAGUGAAAUUUUCUUUUUAUAAAAAUGUUUUGAAAUUUUCUGUAUUUAAAGUUAAAAACGAUGUUUUUUUAUGAUAAUCCGGAUGAGCUUUCGUAGAAAAGUAUCAUAUAUAUUUAUAUACGAAAUUGCACUUUAAAUCGACAAAGAUAAGAGACAGGAUUUGAAAAUUGUGUUAAGAGAUAGUCGAUGUAAAAAUGGUAUCAAAAAGGGUUAAGUACGCUCGGGCGCAUCUUUCUCGAAGAAAACACAUUGCAUUGCUCGCACGUCCAUUACAGAUACAUUUACAAAAAGAUAUUAACAUUUUAGAGCAUCCAUUUACCGUGUCUAGAGCAGCCUUGAAGUUUCAUCCCACAAAACGCAUUAAGAUCAUGGCAAAGCCAAAGUCUAUUAAUAAGAAAUAUGAUCCUGCAAAGAAAUCCCUGAUAUAUUUCAAGGUCCCUCCAGCGGCGUUGAAUGCCAAAGCAAGUAAUCGAAUAAAGGAUCUUUCCCUUCCCCAAAAAAGUGCAGUGAAUCAUAUACGAAAAUUGUUUUUUGAAAAUAAAACGAAAAUGGAAUAUAUAAAUAAAAUUUCACUUGAAAUUCGCAAAUCGAGAUACCAAAAGUAUCGACUUAUUUGCAACACACUCCAUCAGCAAGCAUUCGCCAGGGAGAAUGUUUGGAAAAAGAAAUUGAAAAGAUUUUUAGAAAAACCAUCCGAUUGGGAGAGGCACAAUAAAGUUUUAGAAAGACUCGCAAAACCGAAAGGAAAACAGAUUUCACAACAAUUAUUACCUUUAAAGAAAUCGAGAAAAAAAAAAUUAUAUGAUUCAGCAAGAGUUGAAAAAUUGUCCCAACCAAUUGCUAGAGAAGCGCCAUCAAAGAAAAAUGCCUUUAAAGUUAAAUCAAGUGCUCUUAGUUAUGAACUGACCGAUAGAAUGAAAGAACUUGCUUAUCGAAAUUAUCCCCGAAUUUACAUAGAACCUCGUAUUCCUGGAAAAGUUUCAAUAGCCGCAUUAAUGUAUGAGGCUAAUGACCGAAUAAACAUUCUUGCAAGACCGCCAAACAGACCACCGGGAAGGGAAACUGACUUAAAAGACAAUGCCUUUGAUGUUUCUCCAACAGCAUUAAAAGCUUGGUGUUCACCUAGAAUUAAAGUUUUGGCUAAACACAAACGUCGAUUAUAAAAUAAUUAAUUUUUGUCAUUAGUUUUAAUCAGAAAUAAUGAUUAAAUUAGAAAAUCAGUAGUAAAAGAAUAAAUUUAUAGUCAGACUUU
Messenger RNA from Leptopilina boulardi, 1407 nucleotides. RefSeq names its product testicular haploid expressed gene protein-like (gene Theg). NCBI's taxonomy places the organism in Eukaryota, Metazoa, Arthropoda, Insecta, Hymenoptera, Figitidae. The record is from RefSeq and is a predicted model, not a curated record. The transcript has 7 exons. Bases 350 to 1318 code for a protein of 322 amino acids.